AUGGCCUUAUACUAUGACAAUAAUAACACACGAAUGUCAUUUCCAAUGUAUUUUGGGCAAAAUACGAAAUUUGGUGAUUGUGCAUCUACUCCAUUACAGAUGAUUAAUUUACAUGUUGAACAACAAGUAAAUGCAACAUUUCCACUCAUACAUCAAGUGGCAACAACAAUGACAUUUAAAAAUACUCACAAUCGACGAUUAGAAGGUGCACUUGAAUUUACAUUACCAGAAGCAGCUACAAUAUGUGGAUUUGGUCUUGAUGUUGAUGGUCGAAUUGUUGAUGGUGUUGUUGUUGAAAAAGAAAAAGCUCGUGUUACAUUUGAAAAAGAAGUUCGAAAAGGAGUUGAUCCUGGUUUUGUUGAGAUGGUUGCAGGAAAUAUAUUUCGUACAAGAGUGUAUCCAAUCGAAGCUGGUGGAACACGAAUUGUUCGUGUUAUUUAUCAAGAUCAAGCACAGAUCGAUAAUGAUAGUUUUCUUUUUCAUAUUCCAAUUUAUUUUACAACUACUCUUCAUAGUUUAGAUGUUAAAUUAAUUUGUUCAGAGAUUUCAAAUAACUCAAAACCAACAUUUGUUUCUAAGUGGAAUUCUAAUCAACAGUUUAUUCAAACAAAUGGUAAAUAUUGUUCUGAACUUCACCUCACCAAUAUUAAACCACAACGAGGCGAACAAUAUAUUUCAUAUAAAUUAAAAAAGUUCAGUGCAACACAAUCACUUUGUGGUGUAGAAAUUGAUAUUGAUAAUCCUGAUAAAGCUUAUUUUGCUUUAUGUUAUGCACCACCAUUAAUAUUAAGGAAAAAUAAUAUGUUUAAUUAUCGACAAACAAUAUCAAUUUGUAUAUUAUGGGAUGCAAGUUUAAGUCGAUUUAAUAUUGAAAAUCGUAAUUAUGAAAUUAAUAUACUUGAGAGAAUAUUAAAUAUUUGGAAAUCAAAAGGUAUUAAUAUUAAUUUAGCAUUGAUUGUCUUUCGAAAUGUAUUGGAAGAUCCAAAUAUAUUUCAAUUAUCUGAUCCAAAUGCUUGGUCACAAAUUCAUCGUAUUUUAACGAAUGUAUCUUAUGAUGGUGCAACAAAUAUAUUUCAAUUGGCUACUAUUCCAACUAUGAUUCCUUAUGUAACACAUUACUUUUUAUUUUGUGAUUGUCUAUCAACAAUUGGAAAUGAUGAUUCUAUUCUAUUGAAUAAUUUUAUUACGAAACCGAUCUGGAUCUUUAAUGCGAAUGUUGUCCAAGAUCCAAUUAAUUAUCCAUUAAUCAAUUAUUUAACAACUCUAAGUGGUGGUGGAUAUAUUUCACGUGAUAAAAUCAUUGAACAUAACAAUGCAAGUAAUAUUAUUGAAUGGAUUGAAAGUUUUCAAUCACGAUAUAAUAAUAUAGAUAUUGUUAAUAAUGGAAAUAUACAUAAUAUUUAUCCAAGUCAUUCAAUAACAUUAACACCAAAUACAAAACAAUUUAUACUUGUUGGAAAACUAUCUUCUUCAAGUUCAGCUAAAAUUGCAGUUAAUUUGACUAUUUCAGGUGUUAUACAUCGUCAAGAAUUUGAUAUACCACAAGCUAAUCGAUCAUCAGAGAACUUUGGUUUAUUACGUCGACUUUAUGCUAAACAAAUGCUAGCUGAAUUAACAGCAUUUCCUGAAAAAAAUAAACAACGAAUAUUAGAUAUUGGUAUGAAAUAUUCGAUUGUUAGUGAUUUAACAUCAAUUAUUGUAUUAGAAACUUUACAACAACAUAUUGAACAUAAAAUAUGUCCAUAUCGAUCACGAACUAAAUUAUAUAAUGAUUAUAUGAAAUAUCAACAAAACAAAAGUCAAGAAGAAAACGAAAAGAAACAAAAGAAAAUUACAGCUGUGUUAAAACUAUGGGCUCAACGUUGUCAAUGGUAUGAUAAAAUCAUCUCUGAAAAUGAUCGUACAAAAGCGUUCAAAACACACACUGAUAGUCAAAGAGGAGAAUAUUAUCAAUACUUCCCACCCCUAACCGGACGAUCUAGAAGUCCUGAUAGACAUGGCAUGAUAAACAUAGAAGACAACAGUUAUUUAUCACGAACGAAUAACUCAACAAUGUGCUCUUCGGAUGACAACGCUGAACCUUUUAUGUCGAGAUCUUCAAGUGUGAAUUACGAAUAUUCUAUGAUGUCAUCAAAUCAACGUCAAAGCAAUUCCAGUUGUAUGGCACCAUCAAUGGCUGUAGAAAGAUCUUCACCACCAAUGCAAAAUUCUUUAAGCCCAACUGGAACAUCUACUAACAAUGUUUUACCCACAAAUAAUAAUACUCAAACAAUUAUUGUACAAAAUUGGGAUCCACAAACUCCUUACAUGACUCAAAUUAAAUCAAGUACAAAUUCUCAAACAGCUUAUCAAAUUUAUUUAGAUGAACGUCAAUCUUAUUCAAAAUCACCAUCAUUUUACUUUGAUAUGGCUUCAUAUUUUCUCUCUCAAACUCAAACUUCUUCUUUAUCACAAUCAUCAUUGAUUGAUACAUUUAAUUCUCAACAUACUCUGAUGACUUCAAAAGUUGAUUCAACAAAAUCCAAUGAAUAUGAAUAUUAUGGUUUAAGAAUAUUAACAAAUGUAUUAGAAUUAGAAUUAGAAUCACCACAACUAUAUCGAACUGUUGGAUAUAAACUUUUGGAACUUGGUCUUUUUAAUUUAGCUGAAACUAUCUUUCGACAUAUUCUUAGAUUACGAUCGAAUGAACCACAAUCAUUUCGAGAUUUAGCAUUAUUAUUAGAAGAAUCUAAUACGAAUACGAAUCAUCUUGAAGAAGUAUCAGAUUUAUUCAAAAAAGUUAUUUUAGGUGAAUGGGAUAAUCGUUUUAGUGAAAUAGAAUUAACAGCAUUACAUGAAUAUAAUCAUUUUAUGUUUUCUUUUCAACAAGAACAACAACAAAUAUCAACCUCUAUUGAUAAUCGUUUAAUUCGUCAUUUACCUGUAGAUUUAAGAAUAGUUAUGGUUUGGGAUACAGAUAAUACAGAUGUUGAUUUACAUGUGAUUGAACCAACUAGUGAAGAAUGUUAUUAUGGCCAUAAGAAUACAAUGAUUGGUGGUACAAUUAGUCGUGAUUUUACACAAGGAUAUGGUCCAGAAGAAUAUUUGGUUCGAAAAGCAGUUAAAGGUACAUAUACAAUUCGAGCAAAAUAUUUUGCUAAUCACCAACAAAGUCUUACUGGUGCAACAACAAUUAUGGUUUAUAUUUAUAAAUAUUAUGGUCAAGUUAAUCAAGAAAAAGAAAUUGUUACAUUAAGAUUAAGUAGUAAUAAAGAAAUGAUCGAUAUUUGUAAAAUUGAAUUUAAUGAUGAUGAUAAGAUAAAAAAACAAAGUUUGAGUAAUAAUAUUCAUUCAAACGUGACUUGUGAUGGAUGUGAUAUGUCACCAAUCAAAGGUGAUCGUUAUAAAUGUUUAUUUUGUAUAGAUGUUGAUUUUUGUCAAUCAUGUAAAUCAACUAGUAUAACAAGAAAUGAACCCAAUCAUUCAUACAAUCAUCCAUUAUUAUGUAUUAAAGAUUCAAAUGAAUAUCCCAAUGCAGUUUACUUACAUAAUCGAAGUAAAAUGCGUCACACUAAUAUUUUAUGUAGUUCAUGUUUUAUGAAUCCAGUUGUUGGUAUUCGUUACAAAUGUUCAUGUGGAAUAAAUUUAUGUGAAAAAUGUGAAUUUAUUGGUUUACAUGAUCAAAAUCAUCGUCGAAUGAAAAUCACUGAAACAAAAUGA
This is a messenger RNA of Adineta steineri, 3699 nucleotides long. NCBI's taxonomy places the organism in Eukaryota, Metazoa, Rotifera, Eurotatoria, Adinetida, Adinetidae. The record is from the annotation of a GenBank genome assembly.